Messenger RNA from Armigeres subalbatus, 1504 nucleotides. Its product is annotated as protein takeout-like. The record is from RefSeq and is a predicted model, not a curated record. Bases 362 to 1105 code for a protein of 247 amino acids. The transcript has 4 exons. NCBI's taxonomy places the organism in Eukaryota, Metazoa, Arthropoda, Insecta, Diptera, Culicidae.
UAAAAGGCACCCGAAUGGACGGCAUCGAAAACAGUCGACUUCGGUUUUGCGCCAGUCAGAGUAGGUGGAAGAGGAAUUUCCUGGAUCCAUAGUUCCUAUAUUAGUCGUGCUUUGUAGGUGCGUAGGAUCCUUUGUGUCUAGUUUAGCUGUGAAUCCCGAGAAUAUCUUCCGGUGAAGAACUUUGUUCAAGGAUAACCAGUGAAAGUUGAAAGCAAAUUUCUCAGACAAGAAAGCACUAGACGAGUGCUUGGAAUACGGUGCAUCGUACCGGAUUGACAAGUUCAUGGUCUGCGGCGUCAAGUAAAAGUGCUGUGAAAGUUGACUUGAUCGAUAGGAAGGACGAGUUGGUGAUCUAACUACAAUGAAAGCAGUCGGCGCACUUCUACUAAUCGGAGUUGUUCUGAGGAUAGAAUCAAUUCAUGGAGCUUUACCCUCGACCAUCCAAGUGUGUAGGCGGAGUAACCCCGACAUCAACAAAUGCAUCACGGACUCUGUAAAUUCCCUGCGGCCACGAUUGGCAACUGGGAAGAUUUCCGAUGACUUUUCAAUCCCCCCGUUGGAACCCCUGGCCCUGGCCUCUGUCAACAUGGACCGAGGAUCGGAAUUCAAGGCGACGUUCAGCGAUCUGCUGGUCAGCGGACCCAGCCAGUUCCAAAUCGACAAUCUCAAAGUAAAUCUCGACAAAUUGACAUUUGAUUUCAAUAUCUACCUACCGAAGCUUUCCUUCCGUGGAAAGUACGAUCUUAAGAUCAAACUGUUACUACUGAACAUUGCCGGCACCGGUGACCUGAAGGGCGUCCUUGAGAACUCUCGGGCACGUGUCAAGCUGUUUGGCGAGCGUUACGAAAAGGACGGCAAGCCGUUCAUGCGCGCCAAGCGACUCGCCGUCAAGAUUCAAAUCGAGAAGGGUCAGUUCGACAUGAAGGACCUGUUCAACGGCGAUGCGGUGCUGAGCCAAGUGGGCAAUCAAUUUAUCAACGACAACUCGCGACUCUUCCUGGACGAGCUGACGCCCGGAUUGGAGCGAAGUCUUUCCGAGACCUUCAAGAACACGGCGAACGAAAUCCUCCAGUUGGCCUCCAUGGAUGACAUCUUCCCAGCGUAGUACAUCCCUAUGCAGAUUCAAAUCUUCAGUUCCCAUUAGCGGAAUUAAUCACCAAAAAUCGUCAUCAUUUCAGUCAUCUACAUAAUAAUUUAAAUUUAUGAUUCUGGUUAAGGCAGAUACGCUUCUUCUGAUCGUUCACCUCCUUCCAUAUCGAAUUUCCUUCAAACGGUAUUUCUUAACUGGAAUAAUGUUGUCUGUGAUUAGUUACGAGUUAUAUAUGUGUGUAUUUUUAUAUCGAGUCCUAAUUAAAAGAAGAUAAAACUAGUUUGUAAGAGAGAACAAAUUCGAAACAACAGAGUUUUUAACGCGCAGAUAAGCAACCGGAAUUCGGGAAGAUGAUAUGAUCUUUUCUCGAGUUAGGUUGAGCAUAUCAAAUAGAAUAAGAACCAAAACAACUUA